UGGCUGAUUCAGAAAAUUCAGACAAGCUGGAUCUGAAUGAGAUUUGGGGCUAGUGGCUCUGUGCUUAUAAUCUGCCCUUGCUGCCUUUCAACCUCUCGUCAUCUCACCAGCUUUGCUCUUCAAGACACGCCUAAUUGGUCUCUGCAGCUCAGAAGACAUGGAGGCUGUAAUCCUUGCUGUCUCAAAAAUUGGUUCUGUUUUAGUGGAGGAAGCCACCAAAGCUGCUAUAGCCAAGCUAUCUGAAAAAGUUACAAAUCUGAAGGAACUACCACGGAAGGUUGAGGAAAUAGAGAAUGAACUGAAAAUGAUGAACAAUGUUAUAAAGCAGAUAAGUACAACACAUCUUACAGACGAUGUUGUCAAGGGCUGGAUUUCACAGGUGCGCGGCGUGGCCCAUCAUGUUGAGGAUGUAAUGGACAAAUACUCAUACUAUGCUCUUAAAUUAGAGGAAGAGAAUGCCAUGAAAAAAAUCUUCACCAAAGGAAAUUAUGUUGCAGUUUUCAGUGAAAUAGCUGAUGAGAUUACUCAGAUAGAGAAGAGAAUUGAAAAUGUUGUAAAACGGAAAGAACGGUGGCUACAGCAAUCCCACUUCAAUCCCAAUCCACUUGCUAAUAUUGAAAGGAAACGAUCCCAAGACUGCCUCCUGGAACUCGUUCAAGAUGAUCUUGUAGGGAUUGAAAAUAGUAGGAAAUUGUUGACUGAAUGGUUGGACUCCAAUGAGGCAGGUAACACAGUGAUAACAGUAUCUGGUAUGGGUGGAUUGGGAAAAACUACCUUGGUUCGUAAUGUGUAUGAGCGGGAGAAAAACAAUUUUCAAGAUUCUACUUGGAUUGAUGUGUCACAGAAAUAUGAUGAGCUUGAUUUGCUGAGGAAAUUGCUUAGAAAGAUUGGGCCACCUGAACAGACACAGCUAUCAGAUUUGGAUGCCCAUGAAUUGAAACGUACAAUAAAGCAAAGACUAGUAGAUAGCAGAUUUCUGAUUGUAUUGGAUGAUGUCUGGAAUCGAGAAGCAUACAAUCAAAUGGCUGAUGCAUUCCAGAAUCUCCAAGCUGGUCGCAUAAUCAUCACGACACGACAGGGUGAUGUAACAACUCUUGCUCACCCAACACGUCAACUCAUAGUCAAGCCAUUGGAGAAAAGUGAUGCAUUUAAUCUCUUCUGCAGAAAGGCCUUCUAUAACACCAUGCACAGCAAUUGCCCACAGGAUCUUGAGAAUGUGGUUCACAACAUAGUGGAUAGGUGCAAAGGCCUGCCACUUGCAAUCGUGUCUAUAGGUGGCCUGUUGUCUUCAGUACAACCAGAGUAUCAUGUUUGGAAUGAAGUGUACAAACAACUUCAGGACGAGCUAGUGAACAACAGCAAUAUCCAAGCAAUUCUAAAUCUGAGCUACCAAGACUUACCUGGACAUCUUAGAAACUGUUUCUUGUAUUGCAGCCUGUUCCCAGAAGAUCAUAAAUUUCCACGGGAGACCCUUGUCAGGCUGUGGGUUGCAGAAGGCUUUACAGUGCGAAAAAGACAAAAUACACCAGAGGAGGUAGCUGAUAGAUAUCUUCGGGAACUGAUCCAAAGGAAUCUGCUAGAAGUUGUGGACUAUGAUGAGCUAGGUAGGGUUAGAAGCUGUAAGAUGCAUGACCUUGUACGUGACCUGGCACUUUCUAUAGCUAAAGAGGAGAACUUUGGUUCCGCAGAUGAUUAUGGCACAAUGAUAGAAAUGGAUAGGGAUGUUCGCCGCUUGUCAUCUUGUGGAUGGAAAGAUAACAGUGCACCAAAACUGAAACUUCCACGGCUUCGAACCCUAGUAUUACUCAGAACAAUUUCAGCCUCCCCUUAUAUGUUAGAUUCAAUUUUGUCAGAAUCAAAAUACCUCACUGUUCUCGAGCUUCAAGAUUCAGAAAUCACUGAACUGCCAAAAUCUGUAGGUAAUUUAUUCAACCUACGUUACAUUGGCUUAAGGCUCACCAAGGUCAAGUCACUGCCAGACACUAUUGAAAACCUGUCUAAUCUCCAUACUCUGGACAUCAAGCAAACAAAAAUAGAGAAGCUACCACGGGGAAUUGUUAAUAUCAAGAAGUUAAGGCACCUACUAGCAGAUAGAUAUGCUGAUGAGAAGCAAGAGGAGUUCAGGUACUUUAUUGGAGUGCAAGCACCCAAAGAUUUGUCCAACUUGAAAGAACUACAAACUCUUGAGACCGUGCAAGCCAGCAAGGAAUUGGCUGAGCAGCUGAAGAAACUGAUGAAAUUAAGAAGUGUGUGGAUUGACAACAUAAGUUCUACUGAUUGUGCAAAGCUUUUUGCUACCCUGUCAGAUAUGCCACUUCUCUCCAGCUUGCUUCUCUCUGCAAGGGACAAAAACGAGGCACUUUGCUUUGAGGCUCUCAAGCCAAAGUCCACGCAACUGCACAAGUUGAUUAUCAGAGGGCAAUGGGCCAAGGGGACACUUGAUUACCCAAUAUUUCAUGACCACGGUACACAACUCAAGUAUCUAGCACUGAAUGGGUGUCAACUUGGGAAAGAUCCACUAGCGAUGCUUGCAUCACACUUGAAGAACCUCACUUACCUAAGACUGAACAACGUGCGUGGCGCAAAAACGUUGGUUCUUUCUGCGGAGGCUUUCCCCCUCCUGAAGACACUUGUGCUGAAGAACAUGCCUGAUGUCAACGAGCUGCAGAUUAUGAAUGGUGCACUUCCAAUCAUUGAAGGUUUGUACAUUGUAUCUCUUUCAGGUCUGGAGAGGGUCCCUCUGGGCAUUGAAACCCUUCGAACCUUGAAAAUACUGUGGCUACUUUAUCUGCACAAGAACUUUAAAACUCACUGGAUUGAGAGCAAUAUGCACCAGAAAAUGCAGCAUGUUCCAGAGCUACACAUGUAGGAGUGCCAUAUUCCUUUUUUCCUUCAGUAAUAGUCUUGUCUGGUGCAUCUCAAUUUGUCUUGCCUGUUGCAAUAAGUUCAUAGGUAUGGAGGUGUUGGUAACACCACCUGAAACAUUGCCUUUUGUUAUUCAUCAGGACCUGAAGUUUGUUCAAUUGUUUUGCGUUGUUCGGAGAUUGAUUUGGACUGCACUUGCUAGUAAUGAUGCUACUGUAACUCACCUUCCAGUAUUCCAUAUGAGAGAAACUUUUCCUUUGUUUGUAAUUUUGAGAGGGAUGCACAUUGUCUCAAGGGAGCGUUGUUGUACACUUACGUAUAUGAGCAAGACCCCUCUAUCGAAUUUCAGACAAAAUAACUAAAUCAGAAG
Molecule: messenger RNA, 3235 nt
Organism: Oryza brachyantha (malo sina)
Lineage: Eukaryota; Viridiplantae; Streptophyta; Magnoliopsida; Poales; Poaceae
Product: disease resistance protein RPM1-like
Exons: 2
Coding region: 158-2869 (903 amino acids)
Biological process (GO): defense response to other organism
Molecular function (GO): ADP binding
Source: RefSeq, a predicted model, not a curated record